AGGUCCCACAUCCCUCCGGUGUGGCCUCCUCAUCUUCCAGCCUCUUGGCUGCUCAGAGGGCUGGGACAGCGCUGGGGGAGGGCUGCUAUGCUGGGUCUUCUGGGAAUCGGAUGUUCAGGAUCUUGGCCUUUACUCUAUUUAACAGGAACGGGAAAAGGCCCUUUAGCAAGCAGCUUGCGGGAGCUGAAAUUCCCACAGAAUCCAAUGCAUCAGUCUAAUCAGGGGAAAAGAAAAAGAUUUCACGCCACAGGGAACCUGAAAAUCUUUGCUUGGAUUUCUUGUCCUUCCUCCCCAACCCUCCCCCUCCCCCCCCACCCCGCCCUAAACACAGAUGAGAGACGGAUAGACUGAUAGCGGUUUCCUGAAAAUGUGACCGUGCACGUGGAAAAGAAAGGCGAUGAAAAUAGGAAAGGUGGUCCUGUCGGUGCCACACUGAGCGUUGCCACAGCUCCCGUCUGGGGCCAUGAGAGAGCACAGACGCCUCCACAGUCCUCUCGCUCCCACGCCAGAACGCCAGGAAACCCAGGAAAGACCGGCAGAGACCAGUGCCAACGUGGAUGACUCGGCACCCCCCUCGGUGGCCCAGCUGGCUGGGCGGUUUAGGGAGCAGGCAGCCGCUGCAAAGGAGACACCAGCCUGUAAGCCAACAAGAAGGAAACCGCCCUGCUCCCUCCCCCUGUUCCCCCCCAAGGUAGAGCUGGGCCAGAACGGUGAGGAGAAAUCACCGCCCAAUGCAAGCCACCCUCCUAAAAUCAAGGUGAAGAGUUCGCCUCUGAUUGAGAAGCUUCAGGCCAACUUAGCUUUCGAUCCAGCAGCCCUGCUGCCUGGCGCCUCACCCAAGAGUCCUGGACUCAAGGCCGCGGUGUCGCCAUUCCAGAGCCCGCCGUCCACCCCCAGCAGCCCUGGUGUGCGGUGUCAGGCUGGCGAGCUGGAGGAGGUGCCGGUCAGCUUUGACCAGCCUCCGGAGGGCAGCCAUCUGCCCUGCUACAAUAAGGUGCGGACGAGGGGCUCGAUAAAAAGGCGCCCUCCCUCCAGGCGAUUCCGAAGGUCUCAGUCAGACUGUGGGGACCUGGGAGGUUUCAGGGCCCCCGAGUCAUCCCAGGAGAAUGGUGCCAAGGAAGAGAAUGGGGAUGAGGUGUUCCCAUCCAAGAGCAAGGCCCCGGGGUCCCCGCCGCCCAGCGAGAAGCCGGUGGGGGAGCCAGGGUCCCAGGAGAAGCCUCCUCUGAGGAGGACGUCCAGCAGGACGGAGAAGCAGGAGGAGAAGGGCAGGGCCCCGGGGGAAGCCCAGCAUCACCAGGAGGCCGUGGGGGGCUCUGAAGAGGAGGCCGGCACCCGUCCAGCCAAGGAGGAGGCCGUUCAACCAGCCCCGGCCUCCAGCCCGGAGGCAGCGAACGGGUGCAGGAGCCCCACGGAAGAAAAACCAGCCGGGGAACAGACAGAAAAGUCUGCAGAGGUGAAGGAGGAGAGGGCAGAAAAUGAAGAGGGUGAGCCCGAGCAGAGGAGCCAAGACACAAAGGGGCUGGCGGAGGGAGCUGCGGGGGAGGCCCCACCGAGCCCCCCUGGAGGAGUGGAGGGCGGCCACAGCUUUGAGCAGGGGAGAGGCGAGGAAAAGGACGAAGAGGGGGCCAUUCUGGAGCCAGGCUGCAACCCCAGCGAUGAGGCCCCCAAGACAGAGGAUGACACUCCUGUCCAGGACACUAAAAUGUGAAGAGCUCCUUGUGCCUAGUGAUGCAGCUGCUGGAGACCUCUCUUUAGAAGUAGCAGCAAGAGUAGUAGCAGCAAAUGAAGCCAAAGCAGAAUUUCGUGGAGGGUCAGAGGCAGCCUGAAGACAGAGCGUGUUAUUCCCAGGUCUCCACGCUGAACGUCCCCUUGCAGACAGAUCCGGCAGAGGGCAGCAGCCUUUUGUCAGCCUGAGUUUGUGUCACUUCCUGGACUUGGUUAAAAGCAGACAAACAAAAAUUAUUUAAAACAAUUUACUGUGGUGACAACUCCCAGGAAUACUGGUCAGCUGCGGGGCCUGAAUCCUAUCCACACCCACCUGUCCCUGCAGCUGACGUCGGAACUGGAUUCUGAUUUAGCUAAUCAGAUUUUGUUUGUGUAAAGUGAUAGCCUUUUUACUGUUCUGACAAGUUGUUAUGAUUCUCAGAUGUAAGUAAGAACAAAUUUCAGACCGGCUAGGAACAAAAGAAAAUAGUGUCGCUGGAAAUAUAAAUCCGAUAAGUUACAGAAGACCUUACAUUGUAUCAAGACCCGGAGACAACGUCUCAGCUUCAUCCAAAUUUGAACUGGCCAGCCAGUUUUUAAUCCUUGGACUGGAAAGAGAUAAUUACUGCAACAUUAAAAAAAUAGGUAUCUGUUCCAUCCAGAGGGAGCUUUUACUUUUGGGUAGUUUUCUAGUUGUUGGUACACUGGGAGGUGACAGGCUUAGCGGUCCCUCUUC
Molecule: messenger RNA, 2440 nt
Organism: Prionailurus viverrinus (fishing cat)
Lineage: Eukaryota; Metazoa; Chordata; Mammalia; Carnivora; Felidae
Gene: RCSD1
Product: RCSD domain containing 1
Exons: 7
Coding region: 464-1708 (414 amino acids)
Biological process (GO): retrograde transport, endosome to Golgi; skeletal muscle contraction; protein localization to endosome
Cellular component (GO): WASH complex; early endosome
Molecular function (GO): actin filament binding; phosphatidylinositol phosphate binding; retromer complex binding
Source: RefSeq, a predicted model, not a curated record